Messenger RNA from Lodderomyces elongisporus, 1767 nucleotides. RefSeq lists its product as uncharacterized. Lineage: Eukaryota; Fungi; Ascomycota; Pichiomycetes; Serinales; Debaryomycetaceae. The transcript has 2 exons. The coding region runs from base 1 to 1767 and encodes 588 amino acids. The record is from RefSeq and is a predicted model, not a curated record.
AUGGGCAUAUCACCAUGCCAUAAUUAUGUUUACCAGCUCAAUCAAGGAACUGGUGAUUUGCUGAUAAAUGUGUUUGAUGUUUCAACGAAAUCAUUGGUCAGUACUUUCAAGCUAAAUCGAAUUCUAAGACGGUAUCGGAUACGCGUUGAGAAUCCUAGAUAUAUCAAAGUUAAACAAAUUGAAUGGGAUGAAACUGGAAAAAGAAACGAAACCUUUGUAAAUGACAAUAAUAGUGGUGCUGGAACUGGGAAUAAUAACAAAAGCAAUGGCAGAAAAUGCCAACGAAUUGCCGUGCUUGUUGACUCUUCCUCUGCAGUUUUGGUGUUGAAUAUUAAAGACGAAUUUGAUCAACCUAUUAUAAUCAGACAGAAUCCACUUGAGGGAAUAGACCACUUUGCCUGGAUUCCAACACCGCCAAAAACUAAACAAACAGCGAUAACGGAGCCCAAUUAUAUUGAUAGACCAUCUUCCCAGAUUGUUGUAUUUGCAAAACACAACCUAUAUGCUAAAGUAUACUCGCUUCUUUUUUCACGACCCCAGCAUACUAUUUUCAAACCUUUACUUAUUACCAAUACUAGCACCAGCUAUAGCACCAGCACUAGUGUCAACAACAAACACAACAAUAGCAGCAGCGGCAGCAACAACAAUACCACUCAUUUAAAAAUACUCAGCACUCUUAACAAUUAUUUUUGGUAUAUUAUCGCAGACUCACUCCAAUUCAAUUCGCCGCGAAGAAUGUACAAAUUUUACAAUGAUGGAACUCUAAGUACGUUGGUUUCAAAAGGAAAGCUCUCCAUUUUCAGUGUUGAUGAAGCUGUGAUUCAACCUUCGCCAAGCGGGACUUGGCUUGUUAUCAUAGACGAAAGUGAGCAGGUAUUCGGGUACAACAUGAAGUUAUAUGGGUUGCAAGGUAAUACUGAAGGAGAUAAUGGAAUGAUGAAACCCAUCUUGGAUGUUAAUUGGAGCGAGAGUGAGAAUGCGGAUAGUAGCAAUCACGAGAGGGAGGAGAAAUUAGCCAUGUUAAAAAGAUACAGGGAUAAGUUUCAAAUUAGUUGGGCCGAGCUAGAUGGCGAAGAAAUAAUGUUGGUUUACAAUUUAUUCUCUGACGAUGCAGUGGAGAUACAGAUUAUACCAGUUGUUUUACUCAAAAUUGCCAAGCAACAUAAUUUGAAAUUAAUUGAUAUCCGAGGGUGGGCUGAGAUAAAUGGCAGAAUUGUGGCCUAUAACCAUACAAAAUUACCUGGUAAAUUAGCUAUCAAAAUGUUCAAGGUAGUGGGCAAUACGGUUUUCAUUGUGACCAACAAUACUUUUUGCUUUGUAUUUUCUUUAUUGAAGGAUGAGACUGCAUUUGAUUACGACUUGCAAUUUAUCACAAUGAUUAAGACUUCUCUGUCCAUCAAAACCAUUGAGAAACUGAGCAACAAUGAUUUUUAUAUUUUGGCAACAACGAAUCUGAUAAUCAGACUCAAUCACAGCCAUGAUGGCAGCAGUGAUGUUCUUAGUGAUGGCGAGUUUAAAAUUGUUAAGUUUACUCCAUCUGUAUUGGAAAAGGUUCAGCUUUUAUCUGAUAGGCGUUUAUUUCUUGCAUACUCAAGCACCAAGAAUCAAAGACAAACUGAAAAAAACCCGAUAAACCAAGAUAAGAGCUGGGAGGUUAUCGAAUUAUUUGAAACUGUCACAGACAAAUCUUAUAAAUUAAGGUCACAACCAAUGCAGGAUGAGAUAACCGAUACAUUUCACAUGCGCAAACGACAAAGAGUUCGGUAA